AAUAUAGUUUACAUCCAUUUACAUCAUUACAUGUGAAGUAGUGUACCGUGGUGUGCCGCUGAUUGUGUUCUUUGUAUCACGAAUUAUAAGCUGAUUUUUCGGAGAUAACUCAUAUUCUCAAUGAUUUGAUUCAAAAAGGAGACAACUGCUGUUCUGAGGAAAAUGGCUUCAAACGAAGGUAUACCACCACCUGCUGCAGUACCUGGGUUUUCACCAGCGACUCCAAAUAUUGCUUCUAGUUUUGUACCACCUAUUAUGCCAACUGCACCUUUUAUACCUCCUCCCAGCCUGCCACCUGGUCCACCAGGUAUAAUGCCACCACAGUUUUCCAUACCACCUCCUGGUUUUAGUUUUCCAAUUAAUGCUGCUCCUCCGCCAGAUGCUGGAGUUAUAGCCGCGCCUCCUCAAAUAACAGCACCAGGUAUUCCUCCUCCAGCACCUAUAGGAGACACAUCUGGCAUUCAGCCUAUUUCAACUUCAGAAAAGAAAUCUGAUUGGACUGAGCACAAAGCUCCAGAUGGCAGAACAUAUUAUUAUAACAGUGCUACAAAGCAAUCUUUGUGGGAAAAACCGGAUGAGCUAAAAACACCUAGCGAAUUGCUUUUAUCACAGUGCCCUUGGAAAGAGUAUAAAUCAGAGAAUGGGAAAGUAUAUUAUCACAAUGUAACGACGAAGGAAUCAAGAUGGACAAUUCCUACAGAAUUAGAAGAACUGAAAGCAAGAAUUGCAGCCGAAGAAGCUGCAGCUGCUGCUGCAGCAGUUGUCGCAAGCGCUACAAACACUAUAGUUCCUGUAGUCAUGCAACAUUUAUCACCAAACAUUGCAGUUACAAAUACAUCUCAAACUAGUACACCGGAACCAGGUGGAAAGUCUGCAAUUGAGCAAGCUAUGGCUGCAACGCUUGCAGCAAUAAAUAUUCCUACACCACCCGCAAAACCAGACGAGGACAGUAAUUCUGCUAAAGGAUCAGCAAACGAUAGCCGCACCAGUACCCCUGAACCAAAAAUGCAAUUUAAAGAUAAAAAAGAAGCAAUUGAAGCAUUUAAAGAAUUAUUGAGAGAAAGAGAUGUACCAUCGAAUGCUACAUGGGAACAGGCAGUGAAAUUAAUUCAAAGCGAUCCUAGAUACCCGCAAAUGAAGAAAUUGAACGAACGUAAGCAAGCGUUUAAUGCGUACAAAACACAAAAGCUUAAAGAGGAACGCGAACAAGAACGAUUGAGAUUAAAAAAAGCUAAAGAAGAUUUGGAGCAGUUUUUGUUAGAAAAUGAUAGAAUGACAAGUACAACAAAAUAUUACAAAUGCGAAGAAAUGUUUGGUAAUUUGGAAAUGUGGAGAGCUGUAGGUGAUUCGGAUCGCCGAGAUAUUUACGAAGAUGUUAUUUUUAAUUUGGCUAAACGCGAGAAGGAAGAAGCGAAACAGUUGAAAAAAAGAAAUACUAAGAGAUUAGCUCAAGUGUUAGAUACUAUGACUGAUGUUACAUAUAGAACUACUUGGCAAGAAGCACAAGCCUUGCUUCUACAACAUGCAGCGUUUGCUGAAGACGCAGAUUUAUUGGAAAUGGACAAAGAAGAUGCCCUACUUGUCUUUGAAAAUCACAUACGACAAUUAGAAAAAGAUGAAGAGGAGGAGAAGGAACAUGAGAAAAAACGUAGAAAACGACAGGAGAGAAAAAAUAGAGACGCCUUUAUCAGUCUACUCGACGAACUUCACGAACAAGGAAAAUUAACGUCGAUGUCACUUUGGGUAGAACUUUAUCCAAUGCUAUCUGCCGACUUAAGAUUUUCAGCUAUGCUCGGACAAUCCGGAUCAACGCCUUUAGAUCUCUUCAAGUUCUAUGUUGAGGACUUGAAAUCUAGAUUCCACGAUGAGAAGAAAAUUAUAAGAGAAAUUCUAAAAGACAAAAACUUUGAAGUGCAAGUGAACACAACUUUCGAAGAGUUUGCAACCGUCGUUUGCGAAGAUAGGAAGUCUGCGACAUUAGACGCAGGCAAUGUAAAGUUGACCUACAAUUUACUACUCGAAAAAGCUGAAGCACGCGAAAAAGAACGGGUGAAGGAAGAAACUAGGAAAUUUAAAAAAUUAGAGACCGGUUUUAAGAACUUGUUAAAGACCCUCAACGUUGAUUAUCAAAUGACGUGGGAAGAUAUAAGAAUGAAGAUCGAGGAAGAACAAGACUUUAAGGCGAUCACAUUAGAAAGUGAAAGAGUUCGAAUUUUUAAGGAAUAUCAGCACGAACUCGAAGAAAGUUGUAGUCAUCAUCAUAUCAGAAGUAAAAAGAAAAAAACAAAAAAGGUGAAACGAAAAUCACGAUCCCGAUCGCACAGUGAGUCCGAAGGCAGUGAUAAAGGUUUAAAGAAAAAACGUCACAAGUCACGGUCACCUAGCGUUCCUAGCAAAUCUGACAGUUCUGAGUCUGAUACUAGAAAGUCAAAAAGGAAAAAGAAUAAAAAGAAGAGAGGACGUAGCCAUUCUGUAAGCGCAAAUCGAUCACAUUCGAGACUUCCGUCUUCCGAAGAAUCACCGGAACGAAAACGAAAAGAGGAGAAGCAUAGAAGACCUUCGGCUCACAGUGAAGACUCUGUUACCGAAAAUGCUGAACAUCAUGAACUCUCAGAAGACGAGUUGGAAAAACAAAGAGCACAAUUAUUACGAGAAUUACAGAUGCAACAAGAAGAUAAUUGAAGAUAACUGUUUACUAAUGAUACUUCGUGUAACGUUAGACUAGUACGAUAUUAAAUUAAACUGA
Molecule: messenger RNA, 2746 nt
Organism: Hylaeus anthracinus
Lineage: Eukaryota; Metazoa; Arthropoda; Insecta; Hymenoptera; Colletidae
Gene: Prp40
Product: pre-mRNA-processing factor 40 homolog A
Exons: 8
Coding region: 163-2682 (839 amino acids)
Biological process (GO): mRNA cis splicing, via spliceosome
Cellular component (GO): U1 snRNP; U2-type prespliceosome
Molecular function (GO): protein binding; RNA binding
Source: RefSeq, a predicted model, not a curated record